Molecule: messenger RNA, 399 nt
Organism: Antrostomus carolinensis (chuck-will's-widow)
Lineage: Eukaryota; Metazoa; Chordata; Aves; Caprimulgiformes; Caprimulgidae
Product: poly(rC)-binding protein 3
Exons: 5
Molecular function (GO): RNA binding
Source: RefSeq, a predicted model, not a curated record
CAGUUGACCAAGCUCCACCAGUUGGCUAUGCAGCAAACCCCUUUUACUCCCCUUGGACAGACCACCCCCGCUUUCCCUGGAGAAAAGCUGCCCUUACAUUCCUCCGAAGAAGCUCAAAAUCUGAUGGGCCAAUCAUCAGGUUUGGAUGCCAGUCCCCCGGCCAGUACUCAUGAACUCACCAUUCCCAAUGAUCUAAUAGGCUGCAUAAUCGGACGCCAAGGGACCAAAAUCAAUGAAAUUCGGCAGAUGUCGGGAGCGCAGAUCAAAAUCGCCAACGCCACGGAAGGGUCAUCGGAGCGCCAAAUUACCAUCACAGGAACCCCUGCAAACAUCAGCCUCGCUCAGUACCUCAUCAACGCCAGGCUGACGUCUGAGGUCACUGGAAUGGGCGCACUCUAA